UGCGCCUUGACACUCUCUCUGAUCUCCUGCGGUAGCCAGUCUAGGCCGACCGCGUCUCAGCUGGAUGGAAACAUGUCUGAUCGGACGCUAUAUCUAGCAUCUCAUUGUGCCAUGCUUGACCUUGGAGCGCCCCUUGGGUCGUGGCCGGAAGACCACGUCGUCCCGCUGGACAUUCUACAGAUUCUUCAGCAAAGCCCCGACGUCUAUGUCUACACAUUCAAAGGGCAGACCAGGACACUCGUCUGCAAGGAGCUCGUCAAACCCAGUCUUCCGCCUCUUGUGCGAGAGAUAUCCAUCGUCAAUCAAGCAGGAGACUGCAGCGUCCCUUAUGUCGGCCGCUACUUUCUGAAACCACACGGUGAACUUCUGGGGCUGAUCAUGUCAUACGAAUCCGUCGUGAUCCCCUCCGCCAUCGAGACUCGCGCGGAACGCAUUCGAACGAUCCAUGAGCUAUGUGAUCUGGUAGAGCGCUUCCACGCCAGGGGUCUCGUACAUGGGGAUAUUAAACCCGACAACCUGCUGCGCUGCUCGGACGGUUCCCUCCGCUUCUGCGACUUCGGCACCUCCUGCGUCGCAGGAGACACUUAUCUGACUCCCGGGCCCACGAUGGGAUACACCACCGCUGCCCGAUCGCGCGCGACGACGGAGAUGCCGACGACCAGGGAGGAGGACUAUCAUUCUCUUGCGAUGACCAUCUGGCAGCUGUUUACUGGAGGCACCGACUUCUGGAUCCGGGAUCUGCACUUCAAGGGCGACGAAGACUUUGAUGCGUACGAUGCAGCACAGGAUGCCUUGAAGCUUGGGCGUCGGCCCGACAUGACUCGCAUCGACGACCCCGACAUAGCUAAGCUCAUUCUCAAGUACCUGGAUUUGGGCCCUCCGGUCGAAGACGCAGAAAUCCGAACGUGGUCGAUGUGCUACGAGAAGACGUAUCGUCUCCGGGACUGCCGGUGUGUCCCAGAGUGCACUACGACUCUCAAAAUCACCUGCAUGUGCUGUGAGCAGGCCCAGCCUGCUUCCCCGGCAAUAUGCCCGCGAUUGUAUGUCGAGCCGUUCGUCCGUGAUCCCACGAAAGAGGUGAAUACCGCGUGCAACGUCAAUGUCCCGGCACCAGCGGCAGUUUAACGAGUUGGAGGUCCUCAACGCGCCAGGAAACUAUUUGUAGAUCAGAUCAAAGGCUUGCAGAGCACCCGAUGCCGGCGUGCAUGUCGCCAUCCAGCCUGGCACAUUGUCUGGCCCUAUAGUUGGUCGAUUUGCGUCCUGAGUUGUAACAAAUGGAUGUCGGCUGGGCUGUUGUAAGGUCGGAGAUCCACGAGACUUGAAGCCAGACGCCCUCAGACGGUGCUUAAAUGAGCCAUCGGGAUGUAGCACCCGAUAGAUCUGCCUCGUUCAGCGCAGCAGAGCACCACAGAGUCAUAUCCACGGACAUGAGAGGUCCACCAUAUGCUCAGCAGCGCAUGGAUUGAGGAAGGCAAAGGCAGCCCGAAUUGUCUCUAGAUGCUAGCAGGCGUCACCAGCAGCUUGAAAGAAGGUACAAUGGCCACCGCGUGCAAUUGACUGGUGAGAUUUCCAGGCACUUGCCGGUAUUGCCUUGCUUGUCAAGGCUUCUCCACACUUCUUAUGAUUCGCUCUUUUCGAUGACCUCAUUGUUCCGAUCAUUCUCGCCCAUUAUCUUCCGUGGGCCUCUGUGACUGUCGCUUCGCGUCCAGUGUUCUUCUCCAGUCCUAGACACGCGCCCGUUUCGCUCUGCACCUGAGGAGAUAGCACUUGGGCUCUAAUCGGCAACCAUCCAGGCAAGCCACCGCGGCAAGUCUUCUCAUAUUGGAACUCGGUGUGAAGGCUGCAAUCGAUAUGAGUCAUCCGGGGUCGAAGAGCGAAACGGUGUCAUAAAUGGCAGUGCGAUAGGCCAACUCUUCAACGAUGUGUCCUACCUUUCACUUCAACACGACCGCCGAGGACGUUGCGACGGCAUUCGCAGAACAGAUCCAAGGCAAAAACGUUCUCGUCACCGGGACGUCGCUCAAUGGCAUAGGGUUCGAGACUGCGCGCGCCGUGGCGAAAUAUGCAAAUCUAGUAAUCGUCACAGGAUACAACAAGGAGCGGCUUGGGCUGACUCAAACCGAACUCCAGAAGGACGGCCCUCACGCCGAAAUCCGACCACUCGUCCUGGACCUCGCCUCGCUCAAAGACGUGCGCAGGGCGGCUGCCGAAGUCAAUGCCUAUGCUGAACCGAUCCAAGUCCUGAUCAACAACGCAGUCGCCGCUAUCGCGGGAUUCAAGCUGAGCGCAGACGGGUUCGAGAAUCAACUCGCAAUCGACCAUCUGGGCCCAUUCCUCUUCACCGCUCUCAUUUCUCCAAAGCUCCUGGCCGCACGGACCGAGACCUUUACCCCGCGGGUCGUAUUCGUGUCCAGCCUGGCGCAUCUUCUCGGGGCUGUGAACCUUGAGACCUGGGGUAUACCCGACCAGGCAUCAUACGAUUUAAUGGGCGCCUAUGCCCAAGCAAAGACGGCCAACAUCCUCACUGCUGCCGAGCUCUCGCGUCGGUCCAAAGGGGCAAUCAAGAGCUACAGUCUGCAUCCAGGGAAAAUCGCUGAGAAACGGAAGGAGUUCGGUAUCCUCCUCCCUGAUGGCUCACCCAGCCUCGAGAAGUAUCAUUGGAAGUCGAUCCCGGAGGGCUCCGCGACGACGGUUGCGGCUGCGUUUCUGGAUGAUUCGAAAGUGGCGAACCACAAGCUCUCGACGCAGGCUGCUGAUCCUGCUAUUGCGGCCAGGCUGUGGGAUGUCACGGAGGAGCUCGUCGGUUUCAAGUUUACCUUGUGAAACCCAUUGAAACUCUGUCUUGGCAUGUGCAAAUAGCAGUGGUCUCGGUUUCACUUUGUAAGAUGUAGCAAAUGUAUUAUGGAAUCGACGGAGUAAGGCAUUCUGUCGGGGAACACGACGCUUUCUAGUAACUUGUUGUACAUGAUGAUUACUAGUCACUUCGAUCACGGUGAUGUCAUGACGUCUGCAUGUUACUCUACAAAACCCAUCUCAAUACAAAAUCUGUCUCACCAUCACUCGUCCGACAUGGCCAGUCUUGACCUUACCGCUCCCUUUGGCGCAUGGCCAGAAGACACGCCAUUCCCUUUGGAGUCGUGCGAAGUGCUCAAGAACUCUAAAGAGAUCUGUGUCGUCAAAUUCUCCGGAAAGACGACCUCACUAGUGUGCAAAGAGCCGACAGAUCCUGAUUUCUCUUCCAUGGCGCGCGAAAUUCAGAUUGUGCGUCAAGCGGGCGACUGCAGCGUGCGUUACCUCGGCCGCUACAUGUACCAGCCUCGGCAAGUACUUAUGGGGCUCGUCAUGUCCUUCGAGACGGUGAUCAUCCCUUCCGCCAUCGAGACUCGGGUGCAGCGUGUGGCCAUCAUCCACGAACUUUGCGACCUGGUCGACAGAUUCCAUGCGCGAGGUCUGGUGCACGGAGACAUCAAGCCCGACAAUCUCCUGCGCUGCGCGGAUGGCACUCUCCGCUUUUGUGACUUUGGCAACUCGUGCUUUGCUGGGGAUGGCUAUUUGACGACCGGGCCGACAAUGAGCUAUGAGACUGCAAACCGGCACCGUGCAAUGCAGAAGCUGCCACCGACCCGGGAGGAGGACUACCAUUCUGUUGCUAUGUCUGCCUGGGAGAUCUACACCGGCGGAAACGACUUUUGGAUCAAGGGCAUGCAUUUCCGCGGGGGUGCGAGUGACGACCACACCUUCGACGUGGUGGAGGACGCUCUGAAGCUUGGCCGGCGACCCGACAUGGCUCGCAUCGAUGACCCCGACAUAGCGCAGCUCAUUCUCAAGUACCUGGAUCUGGGGCCUCCGGUUGAGGACGCGCCCAUUCAGACACGAGCCAUGUGCUACCGAAAGUCGUAUCGUCUCCGAGGAUGCCAGUGUGUGCCUGAAUGUACGACCACUCUCUACUUCACUUGCCUUGCUUGCAAAGAAAGCGGAUCGGAACCCGUAGCAUGUCCACGACUGUAUGUCGAGCCAUUUGUCAGAGCUCCAACAUCAAGCACACCGUGGUGCUCGUAUCACGAUCUUGGAGGAGAUAACCGAUUCUCAAGACUACCCCUAGUUAGUGAGGAUAUGAUGCCAGGAACGAUAGACGCGGUUUGAGGGCAGAAAAGUCGGAUACCAAGGAAGAAUAGAAGCUUUGUACUCUGAGAAAACAAGUAAGGCAGGACCCUGAG
Molecule: messenger RNA, 4217 nt
Organism: Mycena citricolor
Lineage: Eukaryota; Fungi; Basidiomycota; Agaricomycetes; Agaricales; Mycenaceae
Source: the annotation of a GenBank genome assembly